CAGUUGACGCCACUCUGUAUCAGCCCAGCGCCCGGUGAACACCUUGCUGGCGACGCUGCUCGCUCGGGUCGUCCACUCGUGGAUACGUGAACACACUCGCCUCUCGGCGGAGGAUACAUACUCGUGUGUGUGUGUCUGCGUAUGUGUCUGAUUUGUGGCUGUUUGUGCGGCAGAACUGUGACGAGACUCGUCUUGUGAAGUGAUUUGGGAGAAAAAAACAAUAAACUAUCGAGUUGUUGUAACGUGCGUUGGAGCGGUUCCGGCCGCUGUGUUUAGCGGUUUCGGAACAACGUCGACAGGACAGGUGUACACAUCGAGAGCGUGAACUCCCACGGCCAGACUCCGCUCUUCUGCGCCUCCUUCGGCGGGGACAACGAGGUGGUGCUGCUGUUGCUGCGGCUGGGCGCCAAUCCUAAUCGUCGGUGUGGCCUCAAGGGCGCCACCCCCGUCCACGGCGCUGCCUACAGGGGCUCCCGCAGGGUCCUCAGACUCCUGGCGGAGGCCGGCGGCGAUCUUGCCCUCACUGAUAAUGAGGACCAGACUCCCAGGGACUACGCACUGAAGCAGCCGUCGCCGAUCCGUCGCCAGAAGAUCCUUAAUUUCCUGGACCUGCUGCUGGCGAUGACCCUGCACCGCUCCCUGGCCCGCACCGCCACCACCAACACCACCGGCCUCGCCCAUCCCCUGCCUCAUGCCGCCUCCAAGACCAGCCUCGCCCUCAAAGGUGUUAGUUCCUGCUGCAUUUUCUGCAAGCGUCAAGGGAGCCUAGCCAGCGUGUGGGGCGCCUGCAUCAACGAAGGGGAGGCGGUGUCUCCACGUCCCCAGCCCUACACUGGUGGCACCAACUCUACCCUCCACAAGACAGUUUCGUGUCAUAUUCUGGACCAGAUGUAUGUCUCGACCUCGCUACCCCUGCUGACCCCAGGUGACCUCAAGCGUCCAGAGGUCACAGGAAUUGCUUACACAUGUGGUGGGCCUACGGUGUACUCUCCCUACACCUGGCUGGGUACCAACGUCACGGUGCGCAGACCCACACCAGCACUAUCACUACCCAAGGAAAAUGCACAGAAGGGAGAGGACAAGAGUGCCCCUGACCAAGGCGCCUGCAAGUCACUGGAGCAAGAACUGACUAUCCUUCGCCGGCUGCGUCACCCGGCCUUCCUGGAGGUGAUGGCGGCGUGUCAUGUGACCUCGCCCCAGCCAGACCACAUCACCCUUGUGUUCCAGCAGGUGCCUUACGGCUCCCUCUACCACCAUCUUCACGUCGAGCACCGGGACCUGAGUGUGGGCGGAGCUGUGGACAUCCUGGUGGGCGUGGUGGAGGCCCUGCUCUUCCUCCACGCCCACAACUGGCUGCACACGGCACUCUCCUCGCAUGCCCUCCAUCUCGUCUCCACAAACCACGCCAAGCUGGGCGGGUUUGAGUUUGCUAUAGAAAUGCAUGGCCAGGGAUGCAGUAUGAAGGCUCAAGACCUUCUCCGUGCCUCCUGGCUAUACCCCUGGCAGGCCCCAGAGACGCUCAGCGAGCAGAUGGUCUCCAUACGCUCGGAGAUCUAUUCUUUCACUGCUAUUAUGUGGGAGAUAUGGUCAGGUAUGCCUCCAUGGGCAGGUGUGGAGGAGGCUGAGGUGGUGCAGAGGGUGGGUGGUGGGGAGACCCUUCCAGCUGUGAGCGAGUCCUUGCCUUCCCUUGUCCGUUACCUCACUCAGUAUGGCCUCAAGUGGAACUCUCACCAGAGAGAACUUGACUUGCAAGAGAUCCACACAAUGCUCCGGUCUUUAAAGAUUCAGUCGAAUGAGGAGGAUCGUGUGCCAGCUGUUCCUGCAUGGGGUCCACCAUCCAUACCAAAUACACCGGUUAUUGGCAGACACGCAUCACAGACAUCUGCUCACACUUCUCCUUCAUCAAAGAGAAACUCUUCUUUGACAUCCCAAUCCACUUCCAGCGAGUCAACCAAUAUCUGUAAAUAUAGUUCUGGGUCCCCAUCUAGUCACCCAGAAAUAUCUAGUGAUUUUAGUGAAAACAAUAGAAAAUCAAGAAAUUCAUGGUCAUCCAGGCAGGUGAUAGUAACUAGCGAAGUGCACGCUCCCCAAACGUCUGCACCCCGCCGCCAUAAUACAGCACACACCCCUCAGAAACUGCACUCUCAGGAGGUGCAGAAGUCAUCAAAUGUUCCUUUAGAAGAUAAAUUGGAUGGAGGCGUGCCGAGAAAGACACAUUGUGUGCCAGGAAAUGCCGUUGGCAAGAUAACGGGUGUAGAUAGUGGCUUCUCGACACCAUGUACCCGCACGCCCAGUCCCACCAUGGACACCAUAACUAGUGCCAAAAUUAAUCCAUCAUUUUUAACUUCAACACCAUCUCGACUACCAACUACUUCAGUGUUAAGAGUGGAUCUCCAACCAGAUCUUCUCCCUAAUAAAGUCAAUAUUAAAUCUCUCUCAAAUGGGCAAACCCCAGAUAUACUGGACCGUGGGCAUAUGGAAUGUUCUAAAGGUGGAUGUAGGAACAGAGGACAAGUGACACCCAGAUAUUCUGCGUUAUCUGACCAACCUUCACCAUCUCCCAUUACACCAGUUACAGAUUCUGAUCACUCGCGUACGAGUUCCCCAGUGGAUGAACGAGCAGUUGGGUAUGGAUACAUUUCCAAUGCCGCUAAAAGAGCUUUUUUGAUGGAAAGUGAUGGUGGGGAUGAUGGUACUUCUGCACUGCCUGAGCGUCCCUCUAGUGCUUCCCGACUUGAUCGAAAUGAUGUCCAACAUCAAGUAACAGAUGUCCUUCGAAGAGCGGAGGUAGUACGUCGAGGGUUGAGUAUGACUAACAUUAGCUCGCCCAGCUUUGCGACCAGUGCUUGUGUUACUAGGACCACCUCCCAUGUCUCGUUGACUAGCGCUUCCUCCAGUGCCAGUAGUGACACGAGUGGAAGGCGGCCCGUUCGUACUGUCAGUCAAAUUACGCUUACCCUCAGGAAGCUAUCACAAGUCUCGGACUCCUCUUCUAGUAAGGACGAUUUGAAUGAACCCCACCAAGAGCCACAGGCACUCUCUCGAAGGUCUCGCUCUCUCCCGAAGAGUCCAGCACACACUCCCAGACACUGCAGAAAGGCGGGAAGUACUGGAUGGGAGGAGAUCACGGGCAUCAAGCCAGCCAGCCAUCAGCUGACACGCCAUUCAUCUUCGUGCUCCUUGGCGAGUGGUCCCUCUAGUCCCACCCAUUACAACAGCCCAUCUACUUCCUGGCAACACCACAACACUAUAGGUGCUUGUGCGAGACCUUCCUCUAGUCAGGGCAGCUCGUCGCACUCCGCUGCAGGCACUGAGAAGACAAGUGUCGGGCGACGGUGGAAGAGUAUCAGUGGCACUUCGGGUGGCCUUGGGGACACGGCAGUCAAGAUCCAGCCUCGUCGACACUCAGAGGGCCAGAGACCUCGAGCUCGCAGGAGCAAACGGCAUCAAGAAGUGGAGGUUGAGGAGGAGUUCUUUGAUGACGAGUUCAAUGCGCAAUUAUUCCAGCAGCCACACAUGCAGCUAUCAGUGGGAUCCUCCGAGAACCUCCUGGAUAGCCGGGCACCGCACUCCAUGCUGGCAGAUGGAUCAGUAUCACCAGUAAGCUUCGGUUUAAAUAGCUUCUCUCCAAGCCUUACAAGUAGCGAAGACGAGGUAGAUGAGGCGGAGCCGGAAGGGGGAGCGUCAAGAGUAGCUGGCAGACCGUGUGGGAGACUAAGGGCUGUGGAAGAAAAUGGGAACUCUGAGGAUGACAACGAUGAGGGAAAGACACAAGUUGUCAUUGAUAGCUUGAAAGAUUUUGCUUUUGUGGAUGAUGCCAAGAUGCCAGCAGUCAGUGAAAAUGAACAAAGCAGUGACAAUGAUGAUGCAACCAGUGGUCCAUGGAGAUAUAAGGAAUUUAAUAAGGAAUAUGAGCCCUUGAAAAGUGUUGAGCUCCUUAGAAAUCUUGGAAAGAAUUUUAGUACGUACCUUCCCCCACAUUCCAUUGGAAGUGAUACAGAGACGGAACCUUGACCUUGUUGAACGUUACUGAGCUGUGCUUUAUCUUUUUAAUAUCCUUUGGGAUAAAUGGUGCAUUUACCAUAGCAUUUACCAUACAAAUGCAUACUUAUGUCAUGUUGACUGGUUGUGUUGUAGCAAUGCCAUCAUUUUGUACUUCAGUUCUAGCAUAUUGUAUAUAUAUUCACAUCAUGAGGUCACACUUCAUUUGUAUGUCUACAUUCCAUGUUAAUUUCAAAUCUCAUGUAAGAAAUUAGGUAGUACCCUGUAUUGUUUUUCUUGAGGUUACUGGAUUUUUUUUUUUAAUCGGCUUUUAAAUUCAAAGCUUUUAAGGAAUACAAUGUUAAAAAGUUUAUAAAUAAUGAACUAGGUCAUGAUGUUUUUAACUGCUUUGCUUAUCUCUGUAAAGGCAAAUUGUUUUGGUUGUGAAAUUAAACGUCUUGCCUGUCAAAGCAUUGGGAAAAAGGUUAGGGCUUUCAUACUAAAGAAUGCAGUCAGUGAAGUUUUCAUGGUUUUUCUUUUUAUAUAAUAUCCUUUUAACUUGGCAGCUGUGCUAAAUGCUGUAGAUAGUCCUCUCUACCAAAGAUAAAGUGGUGUAUGGAAUUUAGGUACACGGUAAUUGUAGAUUAUAUUGUAGUCAAAUGGCUUUUGUGUGAUAAUCACAUUGAGCAAUGGGAGAAUGUUGGAGAUAGUUAUUUCAAAAUUCGCAUACAGUAUUUUGAAAGAAUUUUAUACUGGUGAAUUAUUGUAAUAAUAAAUUUGUACUCUUAUGCUUCAGGAUGUGAAAGAUCUUGGGCUAAGAACAUGACACAAAAUUGAAGUUUGAAUAUUAAGAAGCUGCAGACUGAUGUAGAAUCAUGCCAUCUUCUGUUCCAUUGGCUGCCAGAACUUUGCUGAUCAGCGGAUCAUGUAAUAAAUUGUUCAGCAUAA
Messenger RNA from Procambarus clarkii (red swamp crayfish), 4929 nucleotides. RefSeq names its product serine-rich adhesin for platelets. The record is from RefSeq and is a predicted model, not a curated record. Gene Ontology annotation, biological process: attachment of spindle microtubules to kinetochore; mitotic spindle assembly checkpoint signaling; male meiotic nuclear division. NCBI's taxonomy places the organism in Eukaryota, Metazoa, Arthropoda, Malacostraca, Decapoda, Cambaridae. Gene Ontology annotation, molecular function: ATP binding; protein binding; protein kinase activity. Gene Ontology annotation, cellular component: midbody; intercellular bridge; kinetochore.